CCCAGAGCGGAGAGUGAGGCCAAAGGUCAGGCUUCUUCGCUCUCAAGCAACACAACUGAAAACUCCCUCGUGGUAAGUUGCUCGGCUGUAAAAACAAAUGUCUCAUGUGACAUGCCAAAUGCCACUUUCGAUAGGAAUUCUCUACAAAAAUCCAGUGGGAAUUCUACAUUAGGAGAAGCUGCGGCUGGAACUUUCUGCCUCCAGAACAACACUUUCGAUACCAAACCUCCCCCUCAGCAGAACUACACGAUUACUCUGUCAGAAACGAGCGACUCCCUCCACAACAGUAUGGACAAGCCGUCUUCUUCGAAGGUCUGCGAUGCAACAAGUAGCCCUAAAAACCCGACUCCUGAACCCCAGCCCCCUGAAACAUCUGAACAGACUGGCUCUAAAGCUGGUACGGAUCCCAAUGCCAAGGUGGCCGGUGUGCCUGAGAGCACGUUUGAGGUGGAUCCAGUUGUAGAGAAAGCUUCUAGUGAAUCGAAACUCGGGAUUAAGGAUAUUUCACAAUCAGGGCAGCCUAUGACAGACAGUCCUUCUGACACUUCAGCCUAUCAAAGCAGAGAUUUGGACGGCAGCAAAGGGGAACACAUUCAAUUUGGACGACACCUUAGAUUUAGCAGCAGCCGCUUUGAUAACUUCAACACCAAUGCCAAACUGUAAAGUGUUCAACUUCAACAAUGAACGAGAGACGGGCAAAAUCCUUGGGGCGACGAAGAAGCUGUACGGGGACGUUCCCAGUAAGCCAGACUGUCAGGUGACAUCAGACAUUCCUUCCAACAUUGUCUGCGACAGAAAAACAUUCCUCACCAAGCCCGCUGCCAGAUCUCUCCUGCCUCCAUCCAAAUCUACAUCCCACCUGUUGAAGUACAAACCAGCCUCCACACUUCCAGAAAGGUUUGAGCCGCUGAUGUCCGGCAUGCAGAUGAAGAGACAGAAGAUGCAGACUGAAGCUUUGAGGAGUUCUGCAGCUUCUGAUGCACCCCAAGUGACUACAGGGAUAUCAAGCGCCUACAACUUGAGGGCCACAACAACAGGAUCCAAAAAGCCCAAUUAUGGCUUGCGGAAACCGCAGGCGGUAGGCAUGCCAUCAGGCGUCCAGAGAGCUGCCGCUGGUCUCAGGCCGCCAUCAACACGAAGCAAAGCACCAGCAUCGCCAACUUCUUCAGGCACAGAAAAACUGCGGGCGCCUGCAGGUACUCCUUCUGUGGUAACACUGCUCAUCGUGCUUUGCUUGUUCAUUCUGACAUUCAGUGACAAAUAGAGCAGUCAUGAAGUGAUUCUCAAAGCACAGAGGUUUCAGUUUGGUCUGGCUGAUUAUAACUGAGUGAACAAACACAACGUAUCAGAGCGAAUCGAGCCUCAGGGAGAAUGCAGUUUCAUUAUUUUGAAAUGUUAAGAAAUGUAACGGUGUUGCUACAUGGCUACAUGUAAACCUGUCCAA
This is a messenger RNA of Labrus bergylta (ballan wrasse), 1444 nucleotides long. NCBI's taxonomy places the organism in Eukaryota, Metazoa, Chordata, Actinopteri, Labriformes, Labridae. The record is from RefSeq and is a predicted model, not a curated record.